AUGUUCGGGGUCAACAUUUUAACUGUUUCUCUUUUUAUUCUCACUGCACGUGUAGUGUACGGAGUCUUUACGUCAUGGUAUCGCUUGAGAUCCUUCCCAGGUCCCUUCGUUGCGGCGGUGUCCAAGUUAUGGAUCGUUCGAGGCGUACUCAACAAAUCUCUACAUCUUGACCUCAAGCAGGUUUGUGAGGAGUAUGGUUCCUUUGUGCGCGUGAGUCCGAACGACAUCGUCACGGACAGCCUCGAUCACGCUCUGGCAAUGAGCUCAGUACGCAGUCCCUACAGAAGAUCGGAAAUCUACAGUAAUGUCAAAUUUGACUUCGAAAUGGACCACGUCUUCUCUGAGCGAGAUGAGAAUAGACAUCAAAGCUUGAGAAGGAAACUCAGUGCAGGGUACUCGGGGAAGGAAAACACCCAUCUAGAAGCUGGAAUUGAUGGUCAGAUAAGAAUUCUGGUCGAUCUGAUCGACUCGAAGUACCUAUCUACUCAAUCUUCCAAGCGCACGCUUGAGUUUUCACGCCUGGCUCAGUUCUUCACUCUAGAUGUCAUCACAGAAGUUGCCUUCGGUCAAGCAUUUGGGUUCUUGAGCCGCGAUGAGGAUAUCAACGGAUACUGCCACGUAGCGGAGCAAGCACUGCCAGUAUUUGAGUGGCUUGGUGUGUUCGGGACGUUGAACAAGAUGAUCCGGCUUCCUGGUAUUCGGAACUUGACUAUGCCACGCCCAACUGACAAGACCGGUGUUGGCAUGAUGAUGGGGUACGCGAAGAAGAUUGUUAGCGAGAGAUUCGAUUCAACUAAGGUCCCCAGAGACGAUAUGCUGGGAAGCUUUGAAAGACAUGGUUUGAGCAGCCGCGAAGCCGAGACUGAGGCUACUCUUCAGAUCAUGGCUGGCUCGGACACGACUGUCACAGCCCUCCGCUCCACCCUCCUCUUCAUCAUGACAAACCCAGUCAUUUAUGCCAAAGUCCAGAAAGAACUCGAAGCUGCUUAUCAAGAUCAAGAUAUUCUUACUGCACAGGGAAUUAUCUGCGACGCUGCAACACAGAAGCUAACAUACCUCCUUGCCUGCAUCCGAGAGUCUAUUCGCAUGCUACCACCAGCAUUCGCAAUGCUGCAGAAGCAGACUCCGCCAGAAGGUGAUUUACUUCCUGAUGGAAGGUUUAUCCCCGGCGGAACUCGUGUUGGCACGUGUGUCUAUGGCAUCGUUCGCAGCAAGGCUAUCUUCGGUGAAGAUGCUGAUGUUUAUCGACCCGAGCGGUGGAUCGAAGCGGAUAAUGCAGCUAAUCUUGACCCAGAGAACAACACCAGCUCGGCAAAGGUGACUUAUAGGCGUAUGAUUCAAGCUGCGGAUAUCGUAUUUGGCAGUGGAAGGUACCAGUGUCUCGGGAAGACCGUCGCUAUGUUUGAGCUGAGAAAGACGUUGGCAACUCUUUUACAUCGUUAUGAUAUUGUUUCUGUGAACCCGUCUCAACCGUGGGUCAGUGUGCCUGCAAACGGACUGCUUUUGCAAAGUGACAUGUGGGUCAAGGUUACUGCCAGGGAGAACACCGAGAGUCUUUAA
Fusarium redolens is the source of this 1560-nucleotide messenger RNA. Its product is annotated as cytochrome P450. The transcript is spliced from 6 exons. The record is from RefSeq and is a predicted model, not a curated record. The coding region runs from base 1 to 1560 and encodes 519 amino acids. Gene Ontology annotation, molecular function: heme binding; oxidoreductase activity, acting on paired donors, with incorporation or reduction of molecular oxygen; monooxygenase activity. NCBI's taxonomy places the organism in Eukaryota, Fungi, Ascomycota, Sordariomycetes, Hypocreales, Nectriaceae.